AUGGCUAACCAAGUGCGUCUCUAUCAACAUUCAGCUCGUUGUCCAGAAGCACUUCGUUCAUUUCUUGAUUGUAAUCCUAUGUAUUGGUGUUUUAUUCCUCUACCUUGGGAUGAAGCAGUAACAGAAAAUGUUGCUAAUCGUCCAGGAAAUUCUACUACAGAUCCCAAUCUGGAUGCUGUGAUAGCAACAACAGCCGUAGACAAUCGUAGGGUGGCUAAUUAUCUAGAUAAUGUACCAUUACCACCAACUUCCUAUGCCUUCUCAUAUCGACAGCUAAAACAACAGCGUCUAUUUUUCGAACGACUUGUUACUUCUUCCAUUCAUUACCGGCCUUAUAUCAAAUUAGAUUUGUAUAACAUAGCAAUUAUUGCCGUUUUACCAGAUGAUUGUCCAAUAAUAUUACGAUACAUCAUCGAAACGUUAUUCAUUAUUCAUGGUGAAACUACAUUAAAUAUGAUUUGUCCACUUGGUGGUGAUGCUGAAAAACGUUACGGUCCUCUGUAUAACCUAUAUUGGUGUGCUAAUUUGAAUAAUUCAUCAAUGUGA
Messenger RNA from Rotaria sordida, 546 nucleotides. The record is from the annotation of a GenBank genome assembly. Lineage: Eukaryota; Metazoa; Rotifera; Eurotatoria; Philodinida; Philodinidae.